AGAUCAUUAAAAAAUGUGAAGAAAUGAGUGAAAUUUAUUGUUUUAAUAAAAAGUCUGAUAAAAACCGCUAUAAUAUAUUCUGCUUUCUUUGCAAAAAAGAAGUAACGGGUCAAAAUGAAAUUUUAAAACAUUGUGAAACUAGUAUGCACAAAGCUGAAUCCGAACAACUUAAAAAAAAAAAAAAGAAACACUUUGAAGCUAUGAAUAAUAAUUAUGAAUUUCAAUUAAACAAUUUAUUGGAGCAACAACUGUUGACAACAGAACGCUUGACAAAAAAAGAUCUAUAUUUGAGAAAUGAAGUAUGUAAACAAUUUGAAGAAUGCUUAAAAAAAAUGAUUGCACCUGACCUACACUGUCAACUGCAUGGUUCCUCAUUAACAUUGCUUGGGUUUAAAGAUUCAAAUGUUGAUAUUGAUAUCAAAUUUGAUAUGCAGAAAAUUAUAGAGUUUAAUCCAUUGAUAUCUGACUCUCUAUGUUUUUAUUCUCUGGUAGCGGAAGUGAUUCAAAAGCAAACAUGCUUUUAUUCAGAUCUUGAGGACAAUCUUGAUAUGAAAAAUCCCAAUAUUAAAUUUAAAGAUAUAAAAAGUGGACUUUCAUGCUGCAUAGCUCUUGUUUAUAGUAAGUGUUAUCAAACAUCUGAUUUAAUAAUCAAGUACACCAAUGCUGAUGAGAGAUGCAUUAAACUGGCUAUGUUAAUAAGAAUGUGGAGUAAGGCUUGUGGUCUGGACAAUGCUGAUAAUGGAGGAUUAUCACCAUACUGUUUUGUAUUAAUGGUAAUUAAUUAUCUUCAACAUACCGAGCCACCUGUCCUUCCUAUAAUAAGAGUUAUUGGUUUUGAACAUGAAGUUUAUAAGUUAGUUGACCAGGAAAAUGAAGACAUGUACUCAAUACCUUAUAAUGAAGUUCAAUGUUGGAAAAGUAAGAACACUGCUUCUAUUGCUGUUUUGUUUAUUGGUUUUCUACAUUACUUUUUGGUAACAUUUCACCAUAAAUCAAUGAUUGUUAACAUUAGACAGCAUGCACCUCUCUUGCGUGAUCCUCAAAGAUAUGGGUAUCAUCGGUUUGUUAUUGAAGAUCCAUUUAUAAGCAAAAUAAAUGUUGGCAGUUCUUUAGGAUCACAAUCAGUGAUGAACUAUCUUACAAAGUGUAUGGAAAUAACAUACAAGUACUGCAUUUCUUUCAAAAAUAGAGUUGAAUCACGUUUUAUGAAAGAGAAUACAGAGCUGAAAAAAAACGUUAGUGAAAAUAAACUUGAUAAUGAUAAAGAAAAGCUUGACGAGGAACAAGUCAUACAUUUUGCUAUAAACAUGGUUUUAAAGGAAUUGUUAGAUAAUGUUACAAAGGAAAUUUCAUACAUUAGAUCUUUCUACUUUCAUACCACAAGUUUUUCCCCAAAAACUCCAUUUCCAAAGUUUUGCUCUUCAUGUAAAUCAGAUGGUCAUGGUCACACUACUUGUAAAGUUAAGAACUUCAUAGUAAAACCUUUACAACCUUUGAAUAAAGCUAAUAUUGAUAUUCUUAAUCAAGUUUGUGUAGAAGUGAUGACAACUUGUGAAAUGACUAGGGAAGAAUUUGAUUUUCGAUUGGAAAUUCUGAAGAAAACUGAGAAUCAUUUAAAGCUAUUUUUUCAUGAUAGUUGCCGUCUUUCAUUGUUUGGUUCUUCUGUGAAUGGUUUUGGUUUUCGGAAUUCUGAUUUGGACAUAAGUCUAUGCUUUGAAAUUGAUACUCCACCAAAAGAUUUGAACUAUCAAUUUACUAUUGAAUUGAUAGAAAAAGUGUUAAGAAUAAGUUCAAACUUUUCUAAAGUUUAUUCUAUAAUGUCUGCCAAAGUUCCAAUUGUUAAAUUUUGUGUAAGAAAUAGCAAUAUUCAAGGUGACAUUAGUUUAUACAACUGCUUAGCAAUCGCUAACUCUAAAUUGCUAAAAACUUAUGCAAUGAUCGACACCAGAGUACAAAUUAUGGGUUACUGCAUCAAGUAUUUUGCAAAAAUUUGUGACAUAGGUGAUGCUUCUCGUGGUAGUCUCUCUUCAUAUGCAUACAUUUUACUAAUGUUAUACUAUCUGCAACAUUGUGAACCACCAGUUAUUCCUGUUUUACAAGAACUUGCAGUUGAUAAAAAAAAGACAUUCUUAAUUGAUGGAAAAGAUACAUGGUUUUUUGAUGAUAUUCAAAAUCUUGAUACAGUGUGGAAAGAUUAUGGAAAAAAUAAACAGACCUUAGCAGAACUUUGGAUUGGAUUUUUUAACUUUUACGUUGAGAAGUUUUUUUUCAAAAGAUUUGUUAUAGCAAUUCGACAAAAAAACUCCCUUUCAAAGUGUCAGAAGAAAUGGUGGAAUUGCUCUAUGGCAAUUGAAGAUCCUUUUGAUCUUGACCAUAAUUUGGCCGCAGGUGUUAAAGAUGAUAUGUUUGAUAAAAUCAUGUCAUGCUUCAACAGGGCUCGCUCACACUUUGGUUCUCCUUUCUCUAAUUUAACAAAUCUCAGCAUUAAAAAAUAUUACUUUGAUGGUUCUUAUUUUACAAAUGAUUUUGUUCCAAAUGAUAGAUUUUUUGACGAGUUAUUUCCUGUGCUUUCUUACAUUAAGCAAAUCGAUUAUGGAAAGAAUAAUUUUCUUGGAAAGCAAUCUUUCGUACAACAUGCUUUACCUCAACAACCAUUUAACAAUGUUUCAAGUUUGUCUUUCAAUCCUCAUGUUGUUAGUAACCCGCCGCCAUAUUUACCGCUGCUCCCUCUGAAUUUUAUUAAUUAUCAACCCAACGUGUUAGAAAGGAGGAAUCUGUUUUCUUUAAAUGUAAAAACAUCUCAGGCGUAUUUACCAAAUAGUAUAAAUCUAUCAACUAAUGAGUCUUGCUUUCAUUUGCAACCAUAUCCUAAAGUUGGACGUGACCAGUCAUUUGACAAAAACAAAAAAGAUCAGUCAGCUGCUAAAAAGGAAAGAAACCAGUCAGCAGAUAAAAAAAAAACAGUUCGAUCAGCAGAUGAAAAAAGAGAUCCAUCAGCUGAGAAAAUUAAUGAAAGAGAACGGGUAAUUGAAAAAAAUAAAAGAGUUGUGGCAAAAAAUGACGCAGUUAUUCAAUCUGGUAAGCAUGAUGUUAGUAACACAAAAUUAGUUAGCGACCGACAUGAUACUAAUCUUGCUUUCUCUAAUACGAAAUCGCCCACAAAUCAAAGCAAUAUUAGGCGAGACGUUUUUAAUAAAGUUUUAAGUCAAAAAUAUUAUAAUGCCGUGACUAUCAAACAAAAAUGCCGUGACUAUCAAACAAACGACCAAGAAACGCAAAUUGCAAACGAAACGAAAUUAGAAAAUCUUAUGCGGAAAAAAGAUAUUUCAAAAAAUGAAAAUGCUCAUAAAAAAAAAAAUAAUAAGAAAGAUCUGUCUAAUAGAAAUACAUCCAUAAAUCAAAAUAAUGCUAGGCGAGACGUCUCUUAUAAAAAUGGAAGUCAAAAUGGUCGUAUAAACGACUAUCGAUCUGAUAUAUUUGAUACUAAAAAUCCACUUGGUGUAAAUAUUUGUCAAACUUCAUCAGGGUUUUCUCCUGCGGGUCGCAAUAAUCAUAGAAUGAGUAGCAAAUAGUGUUGUUAUUUUUAACAUCUUUUUUAGAUAAUUUUUAUUGAUGUUGAUGGAGGACUGCUUUGCUUUUUAUUAUAAGGCUCGCGAAUUUUUUCGCGAGCCUUAUAAUACAAAAGAAAGUCCGUGUGACAUUUGUUAUACAUUUUUGUUGAAAUUUUUCGUUUUUGAAUCUUUACUUCACUUUUA
Hydra vulgaris (swiftwater hydra) is the source of this 3755-nucleotide messenger RNA. RefSeq names its product terminal uridylyltransferase 4. Gene Ontology annotation, molecular function: RNA uridylyltransferase activity. The record is from RefSeq and is a predicted model, not a curated record. NCBI's taxonomy places the organism in Eukaryota, Metazoa, Cnidaria, Hydrozoa, Anthoathecata, Hydridae.